AGGAGGUUUCCUGCUUCCUCAAUGAGAAGUACAAGAUUUUCAUAAACAGAGUUAAGGAACACCAGAAUAGCAGAUUUACUGGAUUAUUUGGGGGAUGCUUUUCAUUAACUGCAAAACCUAAGAUGGACCAGUAAUUGCAUUUUGUAAAUAGGCUUUGCAUUUCUACAGAUGUGAACAUUUUAGUCUCACUUCUGAGUAAAAUGUAUGUUUGGAUUGCCUUGCCCAGAAGAGAAAAUGUUAAAUUCAUCAAGGAAAAAAGUUACUUUUUGUGAGAAGACCACUUACAUUGAUGAAGCCAAAAUUAAGAAGGCCUGUGCUGUUCAUUCCAGUGUAAUAGAAGCUUACUUUCCAGAUCUUGUCAAGCAGCUAUUAGUUUCUCCUCAUCUGAUCAAACGACUGAAAGAAAAACAUAUUUUGACAUCUGAACAAGUUCAAAAGGUGGAGCUAGAACGCAAAAAUGAACUAAAGGUUGCCCAAAUUCUUCAGACUGUUAAAGAUUCAAAAUCCUGGGUUUUUGCAUCAUUUUGUGAGGUUCUUUGUGAUAUGGGAUACUGGUAUUUAGCACGAACCCUUCAAACAGCUGUUCAAGAAAAUUCAAAAGGAACCCAUUAUUUUUCAGGCCCAACAACAACAACACGUGAAAAACAAAUAUUAAAUGAAGUAGUGCUCUUGCCUGUGGAACCUGACAAGAUACUAAAGAAAGAUCAAAUAAUAAGAAUCCCAAUACAGGAUCUGAGAACACAUUAUUUAAUGAGGGUUAAGGAUCUUGAAGAAAAGCUGGCCCUUGCACGAUGGGAAAGGAACGUGGCACGAAAGGAGUGGAAUGCUGUGAGAGAAGAAAAUGAAGAGCUUCGAAAACUGAACAAUGAAAUACAAGCGCUUACUGCAAAGUUACGGUUCUCUAGGUUUGCUGCUAACGUGAAGGAUUUACAGCAGAGUAUGUUCACCCUUCUUUCCAGGACAGAAAGAACUCAAAGAUGAAAAAAAGCAUAUGCCAUCUUUGUGCAGAAAUUGGCAAUGGAGAAAUGCCCUUAGGAAGCAAAUUACGCAAAGUACAAUUUAUAAUGGAGGCGGUUUUAUAGAUUCUUCCAGAUUCUGAUUCCAGCAAAAUUUUUCAAACAGCAGGAGAUGGGAUUGGGUGCUGUCAGGUUGGACAUGGGCAAUAUGACAUGCCUAGAGUGUAGGGGUCUAUAUUACAUAAUCAAAGAGACACUUCUUCGAAUAUGUAAUCAUCAACCCCUAAACACCGAAAUGCGAAAACCGCGAACGGCCAAAACCGCAAAUUUUUCAGUUGCCCGUUCCCAGAGUUUACCCUUUACCCCAAUGUAGCGUGAUCUUGGAGUUGGUAUAUUUAGUUAGGGGGGUGUGGGGGCAAAGCCCCCCACUUAAAUUACAUUUGAUGUGUUUGUCUUGUUUCUACGGCCCCGCAAAUGUUUUCCCUAGGAAAAAUUUCACGUUUUUUGCAUUUCGGUGUUUAGGGGUCGAUGAUUACAUAUUUGAAGUGUCUCUUCGAUUAUGUAAUAUAGAUCCGAGUAUAGACCUCAACUUCAGACUACAUAAAACACGUUAUAGGGUACAAUGGACAAUUUCCACUCUUGCGGAAUGGCAAACCAAAUUCAGAACCAGACUGCCUUUACUAACACAAAUCAGAGGAAUGUGUUCUUAAUGAUUUCCACUAAAAAAUAUCUUGAAGCAUUAUAAGUUAGGUACUUGUUACGUAUAAUUAUAGCAGUAAAAGUAUCCCCCAAGUCUGAGCUCUUACAUUAUGCUAUAGUCUGAUAAGGUGGCAGAGAAUGACUGACAAGGUGUCAAAACGUGUGAUAACUUGUAGCUAAACUUAGUUUAAAAUGUAAAUGUACCAGAAAUUUCUGAAAGGCUUUUCAUUUAAGCCACAAGACAACAAUGAGUUGGUUUCAUGUUUGCAUUAAGAGCUAUUUCACUUGAAAGCUUUGUGCCUAUUAAACCACUGUAUUCUUUUCUU
Molecule: messenger RNA, 1981 nt
Organism: Protopterus annectens (West African lungfish)
Lineage: Eukaryota; Metazoa; Chordata; Ceratodontiformes; Protopteridae
Exons: 5
Coding region: 205-981 (258 amino acids)
Biological process (GO): regulation of apoptotic process
Source: RefSeq, a predicted model, not a curated record